UCCAGUCAUAACUCGUUAGCGUUCUGCUGCAUCUCCAAGAUCCAUGAGAUUGCAGAAACGGGAUAGCUUCACCGAUCCCCAGCGGUCAUGAGCGCUUCACAUGAACGACGGACGAUCACUUCUUGCCACGGCACUCCUCCAGCGUCUUCCUACACUCCUCCAUAGUCUUCUGCAGCCGUUCAUGCGCCACACUGACCCGUUCCAUAUGCUCCUGCAUGCGAUCCAUAUCGUCUUUCAAAGGGGCGCCCGGCACAUAAUCAUCUGUGGACAAGGCGCUAGUUUCCUGACCCUCCGCGCUGGAACUCGCAGCCUGAGACGCCUGAUCCCGCAGCCUGCGCGCCGCCUGUCUCCGAAGAAUAUCUCUCCCCGCGAUCCUAGCCUCCAUGCGUCCUCUCGCCGUCUUACUGGCUUCGUAGGCUCUGAUCCACGCCUGCGCCUUGGGGCAAUCCGGCUGAGAUUCGCGCAGGACCUCGGCGAUGGCGUCGUUUGUGAGAGGAGCCAUCAUGGUCGCGCCUUCGUAUCUGACAAUCUCCUGGGGCGAGGAAGGACGGACGGUCUAUCGCAUGUAUUAAUCAUUAGAAUCGCAACCCUUUUCGAUAUCCACCCACUCAGGGACCUCAGGAACAAAGGCUUACACCAUCGUAAUCGAUCUUAAACGGCGCAGGACCACGGAAGAGAUUCGAGAAUUCAAGCGGAUCGAUGGGGAGCUCGUCUCUCUCGGCCCAGAACCUGGCCAUCUUGAGGUUGGGGCAUUCCUUUUGGUUUUGGGAUCCGACGUCUUUGCGCUUAGCGUGAUUGUGCUGGAUGGCUUCUGUGGCCAGUUUGGCUGCCUUAGAGUGUUCGGUCUUGGUGGAUUGAGCAGUGCCUUGGUCUGGCAUGGUGUCUGGGCCGGUCUUCUUGCGACGAUUCGCCUUCUUCGGUCCCAUUUUGAUGGUGUUGAUGGGGGAGGUGAGGUGGAAGCGAGAGAGGGAGGGGGGCUUGAGGACUGCAUCUAGUAGAUGAGUGAGUUUCCGGUAGGAGUAAUAGUGAAUGAGAAAUGCAGAUCGAGCUUGGUUUAGGGCGAAUGCCAUAAUGCUAGUACACACGGAGG
Molecule: messenger RNA, 1090 nt
Organism: Aspergillus steynii IBT 23096
Lineage: Eukaryota; Fungi; Ascomycota; Eurotiomycetes; Eurotiales; Aspergillaceae
Exons: 1
Coding region: 101-655 (184 amino acids)
Source: RefSeq, a predicted model, not a curated record